This is a messenger RNA of Impatiens glandulifera, 978 nucleotides long. RefSeq lists its product as uncharacterized. The transcript is spliced from 5 exons. The record is from RefSeq and is a predicted model, not a curated record. Bases 14 to 769 code for a protein of 251 amino acids. Lineage: Eukaryota; Viridiplantae; Streptophyta; Magnoliopsida; Ericales; Balsaminaceae.
AGCAACAUAAGAAAUGAGCUUUUUAGCAGGGAGAUUGGCGGGCACAGAAGGCGCCUAUUUUCUUCAAGAAUCAAAGCUUGCGGUCGGCCGUCUUAUCCAGAAAAACGCCACAAAACCUCCUCCUUCUCCUUCUCAAUCGCAAUCGCAGUCUAACAAUCCAAUCGAUGGAGGAAUCCAAGCCGACGUACUUCCAGAAAUCUUACGCCACUCACUCCCUUCAAAAAUCUUUCAACCUCCAUCGGAAUCUUCACUUUCCAAAGCAUCUAAAUGGGCUCUUCACUCCGAUCCCAACGCUGUUUCUUCGAUUUCCCCUGACGUUCUAGAUCCUCUUCGUGCUUACGUUUCUCUACCUCAGGUCACCUUUGGUCCCAAAAGAUGGGUGAUCCCUAAUUCGGAAUUUGGUUUUGUAGCGUCGACGGCCAAUGAUUUAAGGAUUACACCUGUUAAUCCAGAGAAAUUGAAGGCUGCUACUUUAGGGUUUUCUCAGAUGGCCAAGGGUUUUGCUGCGGCCACUGUUAUUGUGUUUGGAGGUGGAACAGUAACAUUUGGAUUGGUAACUUCCCACCUUGACAUCCAUAAUACCGACGACAUAAAGACAAAAAGCAAAAGCCUUUUGCAGCCCAAACUCGAAUCAAUGAAGGAACAGCUAGUCCCCAUCAAGAUAUGGACUGAACAAAUGUCGAAGAAAUGGCAAUUGGAACGAGUAGAAAGUGUUAAAGAAAAAAAAAUCAUAAAAGAACUUUCCAAGGUUUUGGGGGCGAAGAAUUGAAUCCAUUCCAAUAUUGAUGAGUGAUCAUACACUUGUUAUUGCAUAGAUAAAUGUUGUUAUAAUUGUGAUUGUUAUGUAUGUAAAUUGUAAUGUAUGAUAUGUUAUGCUUUCAAAUUUAGUAUUUAUAAAGUUCCUAUGGUUAAAUGCUUACAUUUACAUGUUAGUAUGUAUAUAUGUACAAGAGCUGAUAUUAUAUUGUGUUUCUAAAA